Molecule: messenger RNA, 3168 nt
Organism: Penicillium psychrosexuale
Lineage: Eukaryota; Fungi; Ascomycota; Eurotiomycetes; Eurotiales; Aspergillaceae
Product: involucrin repeat protein
Exons: 3
Coding region: 1-3168 (1055 amino acids)
Source: RefSeq, a predicted model, not a curated record
AUGAAUUCAAGUAUGCGCUCCAGCCAGUCCUCCUACGGGGACUCGCGGUAUCCAUCGAAUAUGAGCAUAAACGCCUCCGAUGCUCCAGGUCCGGUGCCGCCGCUUGGAAAGACACUAGUGGACGGGUAUCGAGAUACUCUAGACCCCCAACAUGAGGACCGGUCGCGGUACAACCCUCUCAAUCCGGACCACCCGCGAAGCUCGGCUCUCCUUAAUGCCAACGACCCCGUGGCCAUGUACAUGUUGACCGAGACCGCGAUAGGAGAUAGCACGAAUUACGAAGUCCUGUCCUUGGAAGAGGUGGAAGAGCUGAAGAAGGAAAUGACACUGCUGUCCAUUCGCAUCCAGGGCACGAAGCGGAAACUGACGGUCGAAACAAAACUGCGUGAUGCGGCGCAGUCUCUCGGUAGGCUCUACAGCCCGCCCAGUCCACGGAGCAGCGGCGAAUACAAUACCAAUGGUGGUUCGAACUCGAACCGGAUGAGCCGGGGCAUAUUUGGUCGCAGUGGGGCUUCUGAGGCCCUCGAAAAGAGCGACUCCGAACUCGCGGUCAGCCAGCGACGAUGUGAGGAGUUGGCGCAGGAACUCUGGAGGCUGGAGAAGAGGUCCCAGACGAUCUGCCAGCGCUUGCUGGAGCACACUGCGGGUGUCUUGCAGAUGACACACAAGGGUCUGAAGAAGGGCCGUAAGAGCCCUGCUCCGAGCACUUCGGAUAGCACCUAUGACAAAUUCGACGAUCGCAGUCUCUACCGGACAACUGAGAAUUUGGAUAACUUUGGCUUGAACGGGAAGAUCGAGACCAACGCGGCCGUCGUAAUGAAUACCGAGGCUAUGCAGGCUACAGAACGACGAUUGGAGGAACUAAGCGCGCGCAUGCAUAACAUGAUGAUACAGUCCAACCCCGGUGAAUCCAUUGACCCUCCCCCGCAGCUGUCAGAGGAUGGAGGGCCUGUCAAUCCUACAGCAACGGUCGACGCUCACUUGGACUAUAUCAAGAAUAACAUGGAUAAUAUCGUCUUGCACAGGGGAAACGUUCCUGCUCCCGUGGCUUCUCGCGAUAUCGUACCUGAAGUCGAGUACGCUUGGAAGCACCAACUCACCGAAAUCAACAAUCGAGUGCAAACCAUUGUUGAUCGGUUUGGUUUGACCCGUUCGCCCACCUUGCCUCCACCCCCUGAUGCAUCUCACGGUGAGGGGCUGGAAGAACAACUCUCAUACCUUCAAGCUGGUGUAGAUGGUCUGGAAAGUCGAGUGGAUGGAGUACUUGAGCAGAAGAGUAUUCUGACCACACAAAUCCAGCAGCAACGCGAACUCAACUCCAAGUCGGAUGCCGAACGCGAUGCCCAGAUCGGAGAACUGACGGAACAGUUGACCCAAGUUCGCAAAGAGCUCGAAGUAUCCGAGCGUGAAAACAACGCCAACCGCGACGAGCUGGCUCUUGUCAUGGCGCAGCUCAACGAAAUGCGCCACAGUGGCUCUUCUCAGGAAGAAGCCAAGGCGACUCUGGUUCAAGCCGAGGGCGAAGUCGCGCGCUUGCAAAGCGUUAUUACCUCGUUGCACAGCGAAGCUGAUGCCAGGACCAACGAAGUUAGCGAUGCCCGGGAUGCCCAGGAUCAAGCAGAGGCCGAGAUUAAGCGCCUAGAACAAUACAUCGACGAAGUGCAGAGAGACAACGAUACUAAGGCCGAGGAACUCAGUGAUUCCCGCGACCGCGCAGAAGGCGAGGCCAAGCGUCUACAGGCCGUCAUUGCGUCGUUGGAGAUUGAUACCGACGCUAAGAGCCAAGAGGCCAGAGAGGCCCGCGACCGUGCGGAAGACGAAGUCAAGCGUCUAGAGGUCGUCCUUUCAUCAUUGCAAAAUGAUAAUGACACUAAGAGUGAAGAGGCCAAAGAAGCCAGAGAGGCCCGCGACCAUGCGGAAGACGAAGUCAAGCGUCUAGAGGUCAUCAUUGCGUCGUUGCAGAAUGACAAUGCCACUAAGGGUGAAGAAGCAAGAGAAGCCAGAGAGGCUUGCGACCAUGCGGAAGACGAAGUGAAGCGCCUACAGGUCCUCAUUGCAUCGUUGGAGAAUGAUACCGACGCUAAGAGCCAAGAGGCUCGAGACGCCCGCGACCGUGCGGAAGACGAAGUCAACCGUCUAGAGGUGGUCAUCUCAUCAUUGCAAAAUGAUCUCGACGCUAAGACCGAAGAGGCCAGAGAGGCCCACGCCCAUGCGGAAGAUGAAUCCAAGCGUCUACAUAUCAUCAUUGGGUCUCUGCAAGACGAGCACGGUGCUAAAGGCGAGGACGUCAAGGAAGCCCGGGACCGCGCGGAGAACGAGGUUCAACGCCUACAGAGCGUCAUUGAAACGCUGCAGAACGAUAGCGAUUCCAGAUCAGAGGAGGUCAGGGGUGCCCGUGACCGUGCAGAGCAAGAGGUGGCUCAACUCGAAGCCGCAAUCCAACAGAUCCGGAUUCAAUCUGAUGCCCGCAUUAAGGAAGCAGAUGAUCAGCGCGCGCAGUCCGACCAGAACGUCACUCGCCUGCAGAAUGAGUUGACUGAACUUGAAGGCGAGAUUGUGCGAGUCACAACUGAACUGACAAUGGCCAAGGCAGAGCUGGAUGGUGCCUAUGGUAGCCGAGCCGAGCGCGCGGCAGAGGUGGCUUCCAACCCUAAUGUCCAAAGGGAGAACGAUGCUCUGGUUACCCGAAAUAUCGAGCUCACCGAAGAACUGGCCUCUCUGAAGAGCCACCGCGGAGGUGCCGAUCUUCAGCAGCGGGCGGAUAACCUUGAAAGAGAACUUCGUGAGAUUAUCGAUGACUACGAAGCCAUGACAAAAGCCAGCAUCGAGUUUGAGAAGGAACGCGAACGCUUCGAAAUUUUCAUUGACACUCUCCGGGAUCGUUGCGAGCAACUCGAGACACAACUAGCGGAAGAACGUAUCAGCUGGAUGAACUUGAGUAGUCCCACAUCUGUUGGCCGCGAUGGCACUUCUGAGACGACAUCUACCAUGGUGCUCAAGAAUGAGUUCAAGAAGAUGAUGCGUGACACACGCAACGAGAACAUGAAGAUACUGAGGGCCGAACAAGAAGAGCGUCGCAGACUUGAAGGGUUGCUGCGAGCCCUAAGAAAGGAGCACGCCCAGGUGACUGGCAAGCCAAUUCCCAGCCCAGGUGGCACUCCAUUAUGA